Molecule: messenger RNA, 1654 nt
Organism: Drosophila novamexicana
Lineage: Eukaryota; Metazoa; Arthropoda; Insecta; Diptera; Drosophilidae
Product: coiled-coil domain-containing protein 47
Exons: 3
Coding region: 97-1530 (477 amino acids)
Biological process (GO): endoplasmic reticulum calcium ion homeostasis
Cellular component (GO): endoplasmic reticulum
Molecular function (GO): calcium ion binding
Source: RefSeq, a predicted model, not a curated record
CCACUUAACCUACUUUUUUUAUUAGGUGAAAAGUUUUAGAUUUAGGUUAAUAUUAGCUGAAUUACGUUAUUUUUUUUGGAGUAUUUAUAUCAGAAAAUGCGACCAGUGUUUGCAUUUCUGUUGCUGUCGCUUCUGUGCGCCUGUCAACUGAACAACGCGAACCUUAGCCCCGACGCCGAAGAUGAAACUGACAAUGAUUUUGCGGAGUUCGACGAUGACUUUGUGGAAGCUAGCUACGACACAGAGACCGCAGAGAAUGCCGACUCAUCCAGGGGUGCGGGCGGAGACAGCUUUAGCAGGGAACGCUUGGAAGUGCCCAAGAAAUACACAGUCAACAGCGACGAGGAGGAGGACGGGCUCGUUGAGAAUGACGACGAGUUUGAGCACUUCCAGGAUGAAGAGGAGUUUGAGGGUUACGACGCUGGCGACACCAUGGAACCGCCCAUUGAUCAGAAGACCGAGCCCAAGCUGAAGAUACCGAAUAUACCAUUACAUUUCCGCACUCACUGGGACUCCUAUUGGAUGGAAAUGCUUAUGGUGGCCGGCCUCUUGGCCUACUUUGCCAACUUUUUCGCGGGCAAGACAAAGAAUGCUCGUUUGGCUCAGCUCUGGUUUAGCACACACAAAGCACUGCUCGACGAGAACUUUGCCCUGGUCGGCGACGAUGGCAAGGUUGAGAACGAGAAUCCGGGUCUGAUCAAGGAGAGCGAGAGCCUGUACACUCUUUGGUGCUCCGGUCGCACCUGCUGCGAGGGCAUGUUGGUGGAGCUGAAAAUGAUUAAGCGACAGGAUUUGGUUUCGCUUGUCGCUGGUCUGAUGCGACCCCAGUUGGAUCAGGCGCACAUCAAAAUCGAAUUGACACGUGGCCUAAUGGAUUCAUUCGUAUUUGCAGUCGGUAGCAAAAAGACCAUAUCCAAGGUGUUCAAGGAGUACACAGAUUUGACCAAGUUUUGUAGUUUAGUUGCCAAGCCGGAGGAUCGCUACAAUGUGCCCAGCGGCUUUGGCGUCCUUUCGGAAAUACCGGAAGCCACAUCCGCCAUACUCGAGUCACGUGUUAUUACCGCACUUAACAAAUACCAAAGCUAUAUCGAUUACCUGCACAUCUCGGAUCAAUUCAGCGGCCAGGUCCAGCAGGAGGAGGGCAGUACGCUGAAGCAGCCGGAGACAAGGCCUGUGCUGCUGGCCGGUUUCAAUCUGCCAAAACAUGCCGAAAUGGAGACCAUAAAACCCUUGUUAUUGUUGAUCUUUUAUCUAAUGGAACGCUUGAAGACCUAUCGCAUGUCCAAGGAGGCCAAAGCUAAGGCGGACAAGAAUCGUCUACGCGUCGAGGAGGAGUUCCUGAAGAGCACUCAUGCCGCACGUGCCGAGGCAGCCGCUCAGCGUCGCGAGGAUAAGCGCAAACAGGAGAAGGAGCGCGUGCUCGCCGAGGAAGAUCCCGAGAAGCAACGCCGCUGGGAACUCAAGGAACAGAAGCGUCAGGCCAAAAAGAACGCGCCCAAAAUGAAGCGCCUGGCAGUCAAAUCGCUUUAAAAAUUAUUGCGCCCUGUUGUGCCAUCUAUUUGUGCUCGCUCGUCCCCACAACUAUUAGCGGUUAUUCCUCAAAUGCCACAUCAAAGCAAUAAAGUAUUUGUGUUUCCUAUUGAGCGCCAAAAAA